CCCCACCUGGAAGCAUGUGUGCUGAAAUUAAAAUCAAACACGCAGCUGAGCUCCCCGAUACAAAACAUCACAAUCAUGACAAGAAUGCCCACGAUAGCAAACCCAGCAAUUAGUCCGACUGGACCUCCGGCAUUCAACGCAGAUCCCAUUCAAAUAAAGACACCGGGCCAAUUAUGCCUGCAAGAGCAAUCAUCGAAAUAUGCCUUGUCCUCUUUUGAUGCCUGUUUUCGGGUCAUAUCUAUGGCGAAUCGCGAGCGACUCAUUGGUCACUUGUGGUUGUUCCUUGAGUGACAUCCGGAAUGGUAACCUUUUCUAGAUACUUGGGUGAAUUUGAUACGCACAACGACUUUCCUUACUUGGUCCGGGAACAGCUUCACUACCAAGUCCAAGAUAACGAGAAGUUCACUUUCAAAUCUGGCCUCACGUGCCAUACAGAUCUAGUGAAACUUGUCAAAGGUCGAGUGGGCGUUCAAUUCUUUAGUUGCUUCAUUGAAUGUAAGGACACAAACCCACUCUACCAAGAUUUCAAUAAACCCACAACCGUGGUUCGAGACACCAUGGAGCAAAUCGAUUUUGUGCGCAGAUUAGCCGACAUGUACCCUGAAAAUCUCAAGUAUGUCAGUAGCAGUGCCGAGGCAAUUGCGGCUUUUAAAAACCACAAAUUGGCAGUCACUUUGUGUGUUAAAGGACUACACCAAGUAGAUGCAUCGCUUGGAGUGCUUCGGCGAUACUUUGAUCUUGGAUGUAGAUAUAUUACUCUAACACAUAAUUGUGAUAAUCCGUUUGCCACUGCUGCAUCUUCCGUUACUGGUAGACUCCCAGAUAGAGGCUUGAGCGAAUUUGGGAGGAAGUGUAUUCGGGAAAUGAACCGAUUGGGUAUGAUGGUCGACCUUUCUCAUGUGAGUUUGCAAAUCAUGUGGGACGCAUUGAAAACAACGGCUUCGCCGGUCAUUUUUUUGCAUUCGUCUGCUCAUGCUCUCUGUGAGCAUCCACAAAAUGUUCCAGAUGAUGUUUUACUCAAGGUCAAAGAGAAUAAUGAUGUGGUGUGUGUAAACUUCUACCCAGACUUUAUUAGCAGUAGUGGCAGUGGAAAGGCCACUCUCCAAGAUGCUGUCAACCACAUCUUGCAUAUUGCCCACUUGAUUGGGUGGGAACAUGUGGGAUUGGGGUCUGAUUUUGACGGAAUCCCAGAAGGACCCACUGGUUUGGAGGACGUCUCUAAAUACCCCGACUUGAUUAAAGCUGUCAUGGACGCAUCUGAUGCUACCGACGACCAAAUAGCCAUGCUCAUGGGCAAAAAGGUUCUGCGUGAGUCAAUUGAAGACUCAACUUGGGCUGAAAGAGAAUGGAAAUUCUUUAGCUAUAGUAAAGCUUUUCCAGAAGUAUACCCAGGUGCUAGGGAAGAAUGUAAGAACGACUACGGUGAAGAACAGAGUCUUAAUGUUUUCAAGGACUUGAACAGCUCUAAAACCAUUCCCUGAAAAUCAUGAUUCUCUUACAUUGAAGAAAGGCCAUUCGAGAUCGGGGUCAAAAAAGCGCUUAAACUUAACACAAAGAAUAUUGCACAAGGCUGGAGCGAAAUCAUGAUAGCCGCUGCAAUGAAAUAUAUUAGCAACGGAAUACAAAUUUACAACGAAG
This is a messenger RNA of Metschnikowia bicuspidata var. bicuspidata NRRL YB-4993, 1638 nucleotides long. RefSeq names its product dipeptidase. Bases 300 to 1481 code for a protein of 393 amino acids. NCBI's taxonomy places the organism in Eukaryota, Fungi, Ascomycota, Pichiomycetes, Serinales, Metschnikowiaceae. The transcript is spliced from 3 exons. The record is from RefSeq and is a predicted model, not a curated record. Gene Ontology annotation, biological process: proteolysis. Gene Ontology annotation, molecular function: metallodipeptidase activity.